CUCCACCAUGGUCCACAAAAUGGAAUGGUAUGUUGGCACCGAAUGGCAAAUGGAACGCAAAGGCCUACACAAAAAGGUAUUGGCCCAUCAAUUUACCAAAUUGGAAAAACCUCAUCCGGUGGCCAAGGUAAUUAUUUGUGUGGAAAGUGUUGAAAAUCUGAAUGGACGUGAAACGAUUUACCUGAGUGAUGACAAAAUUGGCAAAGAUCAGUGUAUGGAAAUGGGUAGUGCCUUAAGUCCAGUGGAUUAUUAUUUGGAAAUGAUGGUUCAACAAAUGGUCAUUGGUGAGAAGGCGUUGUGUACGAUUAAGACCAAAGAAGCCGGUAAAGAUGUACGAGUCACGUUGGUGCUCAAGGAAAUACUAGAAUCCAAACCCAUACAUAAGCUGACGGUACCGGAAAUGUAUCAACUGGCCUUGAAAUAUAAAGAGAAUGGCGUGAAAAUGUUCAAAACCUAUCCCGUCUUUGCCCAUGAAUAUUUUUCACGAGCUGCCAAGUGUUUGAUUUCUUUUAAAGAAUUUGAAGGAUUGACCAAGAAACGUGAUGGUAUGGCUGGAAAGGAUAUGCAUGAUUUAUUCGUACAAAUUCAAACCAAUUUGGCUGCCUGUUUGCUAAAUGCCAAGCGUUAUGAGGAUGUCAUCUAUCAAACGAAUUUUGUGGAUAAGCAAAAUUCUCCCUCGGAGAAGAGUGUCUAUCGUCGAGCUAUGGCCUAUUAUCAUUUGUCGGAAUUUGAUUUGGCCCAAAAGACUAUAGAGAAAAUACCCGACUAUCAGGAGAAAAAAGAAUUUAAAAAUCUCUACCACAAAGUGGUGGAAUGUCGCAAGACUAGUAAUGCCAAUUAUAAGGGUAUGGUGAAGAAAAUGUUUGGUUAG
Musca vetustissima is the source of this 871-nucleotide messenger RNA. RefSeq lists its product as uncharacterized. The transcript has a single exon. Gene Ontology annotation, molecular function: protein binding. The coding region runs from base 8 to 871 and encodes 287 amino acids. The record is from RefSeq and is a predicted model, not a curated record. Lineage: Eukaryota; Metazoa; Arthropoda; Insecta; Diptera; Muscidae.